Nelumbo nucifera (sacred lotus) is the source of this 2675-nucleotide messenger RNA. RefSeq names its product E3 ubiquitin-protein ligase At4g11680-like. NCBI's taxonomy places the organism in Eukaryota, Viridiplantae, Streptophyta, Magnoliopsida, Proteales, Nelumbonaceae. Gene Ontology annotation, biological process: protein ubiquitination; ubiquitin-dependent protein catabolic process. Gene Ontology annotation, cellular component: plant-type vacuole. The record is from RefSeq and is a predicted model, not a curated record. Gene Ontology annotation, molecular function: ubiquitin protein ligase activity.
AAGCCAUCAUGUCCCAAUCAAAAGCCAUUCAGUCAGAGUCCUCCUCUUUCCUCCUCUUUCCUCCCCCCCGGCCUUCACUUUUGUCCUAACACCGAAACCAUCUCUCCGCCAGUAACAUUUCUGAAACCUCUCUCUCUCUCUCUUUCCGCCAAACCCAAAAAAGAGUGAAAGAAGAAGAAGGAAAACGAGAACCAGAACCCAUUUGGCAUUUGCCCUCUCUGACCCUGCCUUCCAAUUCCUUCAAAAUGGAGGAAGAAGGACCCUCGGUAGAUCGUGAAUUCGACCGGUCACCUCUCCUGCAAUACCCCAACAGGAGGAAUUCCAGAAACAGCAAUGAGAAUAGCAGCAACAGCAGGUUUUCUGUUUUGAUAAGCCGGGCGACUAGCCGGCGAAUCAUGCGAGAGCCGUCGAUGUUCGUGCGAGAGACCGCUGAGCUCCAAUUGGAGGAGCGGCAAACGGAUUGGGGCUACUCGAAGCCUGUUGUCUUCUUGGAUGUAAUUUGGAACCUGGCAUUCGUGCUGGUGUCUGUUGUCGUGCUCUCGUCGACGAUUAAGGAGCGGCCGUCGACCCCUUUGAGGGUUUGGAUUGGUGGGUAUGCGCUGCAGUGCCUUUUGCAUGUGGGUUUUGUUUAUCUUGAGUAUCAGAGGAGGAAUUUAGCUGGUCAUGAAGGUGAUGUUGGGGUCUCAGAGUCCGAAAGCCAAGGCAGUGUUGCAAAAAGGUUGGAGUCCAUGAAUACGAUGGUUUCAUUUUUCUGGUGGGUGAUUGGUUUCUAUUGGAUUGUUGUGGGUGGCCAAGCACUUCUGCAGGAUGCUCCACGUCUCUACUGGUUAGCGGUGGUGUUUCUAGCCUUUGACGUCUUCUUUGCGAUAUUUUGUAUCGCAUUGGCUUUUAUUGUUGGCAUUGCUCUGUGUUGCUGCUUGCCAUGCAUCAUAGCAAUUCUGUAUUCCAUGGCAGUUCGGGAAGGUGCAUCUGAAGAUGAUAUCAAGACUCUUCCAAGAUAUAGGUUUCGCCAGGUUAACAAACAAGAGACAUCUGUGUUGGAUAAGAAACAAGAAGUUGCAGUGGCAAUGGAGCCAAGCACCAGUGAAUCCAUACGUGAACUUGCUCUCCCACCAGAAGAUUCUGCCAAACAUGACUGCCUCCAGCUCAGCUCUUGUGGAAUCCCCUUCCCCAAUUGGUCCUGAGAACAUCCCCAGAAUUUCUCCCCUCUCAUUUCUUAUCACUCCUAUCCCAGACAGGCCUGGAUUGCCAAAGCUACUACCUUCGGCAUUCAGCUUAAGAAAAUCUACUAUAGGUGGAGCCCACUGCUGUACAAGGCUUUUCUUGGAGGAAGAGGAACCUGCAAUCACCCCCCAAUUUCUGAGUAUAUCAUCAACAGUAAAAUGAGAGAACACCUUCAUUGUUUUUGCCCAAUGCACUACUUUAACCACAAUGCCUUCAUACACAUCUUCCACCCUUCUUUUCUUUUCCUUGAAUAUUCUUAGAUGUCUUUCAUCCCAAAUCAUCCAUAUCACUGCAGCCCUUGUGCAUCUUUACUAUUUUGUAUGAUAUUAGGGCCCAAACAGUAGUGGGUUCCCCCUUUUUCCCAGCUGAUACAGUGAAGGAUGACUUGGAAAGACUUGAUCCUUCAGGUGAUGGAUGAAUUGAUGAUUGUAUUUGGUAAUGCCACAAUGAACAAGUAAUUGGAGAGCCGUUGUUAAAAGAGUUCAACAUUUCAUAGACAUGAAUUCAAUGAAUCAUCUACCAUUUCUGAAAUUUGGAGAGGUGACAUCCUGAAGGAUAAGGAAGCUUUACACUGCAUUAGAGGUACCACUUCAAAAGGAUAUCCUCCACAUGGAUAAAUGUCAUGGCUAAUUCAAGAUAAUCCAUCACAUCAGUAGGGGAGCCUUUUGGAUUGGCCAUGUGUUUGAUUCUUCCAUCCACAUCAACCCCGUACCUUGUAUUUAUGUUUUAGAAGUUGAGUUAACCAAUCUGAACUUAAAGUCUGACUAAAAAAAUGUUAAGGACUUAUCCUGGCUGCAUGGCAAGAUCUUUUAAACCAAAAUUUAUCCCAUAAACAUAGGGAGGGGAGAAGAAAGUGAAGAAUUCUGUUGGGCCUCAAAUCAACUUGUUACAUGGGAUAUUCAUAGGUUAUUUAGACUUCUAGAUUCGCAUGACUUUAUACCACUUUUGGCGUGUAUUUUUUACACUAUUAAAUUAAAUUCUAUUGGCUUUGCCUAAUUAGCCUGAGGCAUCACUGAGAAGUUAUUUAAUGUUUGUCUAAAACGGGGGAUGGUCUCUGAGCUAUAUGAGAAGUGGCUAGGAUGACUAUAGAUGGUCUACGUGCCAAGAGACAACUUUAUGGAAGCCACUGGGACUUUGGGAUCCGUUGGAAAAUAUAUUAUUACCAAUGGGACAUGGUUUCUGUAACAGUAAUUUUUUCUAUAGCUAUUGGGAUUUUGGGAGCUGUAGUUUUCAUUACUUAUUGCUAUAGUUCAUUUUUUUUUGGUACACGAUUGCUAUAUAGCUCAUUUAAACAAGCCUCUUUAGCAUGUAUAAAACAAAGAAAAAUGUUCUCUCUUCUUAUCAAGUAUCUUGUUUUUUCUGAUCUUUGUUUAUGCUGCCCUCUUUCCAAAACGAAGAUAACCAGUAAAGGGAAUCCAAAAGAAACGUAUUGGGCAUGCAUGUCAUCUAAC